Mizuhopecten yessoensis (Yesso scallop) is the source of this 429-nucleotide messenger RNA. RefSeq names its product variant surface antigen E-like. Bases 1 to 429 code for a protein of 142 amino acids. The record is from RefSeq and is a predicted model, not a curated record. The transcript is spliced from 2 exons. NCBI's taxonomy places the organism in Eukaryota, Metazoa, Mollusca, Bivalvia, Pectinida, Pectinidae.
AUGACGGGUGCCACACACGGCGGAGGAAAUGCCUACAGCAAUGUCACCACCGGUGAACUCAUCAGUCGAACUUGGGUCAAAAGUGUAAAAACACCAAGUGUAGCAUCCUGGUGUGAUGAUGACGGCAAACACAGUACGGCGAAAACCUGGUGUGAUGAUGACGGCAAACACCGUACGGCGAUAACCUGGUGUGAUAAUGACGGCAAACACAGUACGGCGAAAACCUGGUGUGAUGAUGACGGCAAACACAGUACGGCGAAAAACUGGUGUGAUGAUGACGGCAAACCCAGUACGGCGAAAACCUGGUGUGAUCAUGACGGCAAACACAGUACGGCGAUAAGCUGGUGUGAUGAUGACGGCAAACACAGUACGGCGAUAAGCUGGUGUGAUGAUGACGGCAAACACAGUACGGCGAAAACCUGGUGUUGA